Messenger RNA from Geosmithia morbida, 1680 nucleotides. Its product is annotated as gamma-glutamyltranspeptidase / glutathione hydrolase. Gene Ontology annotation, molecular function: glutathione gamma-glutamate hydrolase. The transcript is spliced from 2 exons. Gene Ontology annotation, biological process: glutathione catabolic process. Gene Ontology annotation, cellular component: plasma membrane. NCBI's taxonomy places the organism in Eukaryota, Fungi, Ascomycota, Sordariomycetes, Hypocreales, Bionectriaceae. The record is from RefSeq and is a predicted model, not a curated record. The coding region runs from base 1 to 1680 and encodes 559 amino acids.
AUGGGUAUCAGUCUGCUUAUGCCGGCUCUUCUGGCAGCUACCCUUCCCUGGGCAGCUGCAGCUCCUACUACGGCGGCUGGUGAUCGCCUCGGUGCUGUGGCCAGCGAGAACAAGGUCUGCUCCGAGGUUGGUGCUCAGCUGCUCAAGGAUGGAGGCAAUGCUGCUGAUGCCAUGAUUGGCACUGUUCUGUGCGUUGGCGUCACCAACAUGUACCAUAGCGGCAUUGGUGGGGGAGGUUUUGGCAUUCUGAGGACGAGCAAUGGCUCCUACGAGGCCAUUGAUUUUCGUGAGACGGCGCCUGCAGCCGCAUACGAGAACAUGUUUGCCAACAACACCGAUGCCAGUCUUUAUGGCGGACUGGCUAGUGGUAUUCCCGGUGAACUGAGGGGUCUCGAGCGCAUCCACAAGCAUGCUGUCCUGCCGUGGGCGCACGAUGUCGCUCCCGCCAUCAAGCUGGCUCGAUACGGCUUCGAGGUCAACGCUGACCUAGUUCGGUACAUUGCCAGCGUGGAUGACAGCUCGUUCUUGGUUGAGGACCCAUCUUGGGCCAUUGACUUUGCGCCCAACGGCACACUCGUGGGUUUGGGCGACACCCUGACGCGCAAGCGGUACGCCGACACGCUCGAGACGAUUGCCAAGGAGGGCGUCGACGCCUUUUACACGGGUCCCAUUGCCAACGCCACCAUCACGGCCCUGCGCCAGCACAAGGGAAACAUGGUCCUGGAGGACCUGGCCAACUACACUGUCGCCCUGCGUAAGCCUGCCCAGAUCAAGUACCACGACCACCUGGCCACGGCCACGAAUGCACCCUCUGGUGGUGUCGUCGCCCUGAGUGCUCUCAACAUUCUCAGCGGCUACGACAACCUGGGUGACCCUGCCGCAGUCAACAUCUCGACCCACUAUCUCGACGAGGCCCUGCGCUUCGCCUACGGUCAGAGGGCUAACCUUGGCGACCCGUCGUUUGUCGAUGGCCUGGACGAGUACCUCGCCGAGAUGCUGGAUCCCAAGACGGGUGCUGAGAUCCGCUCCAAGAUCUCGGAUGACCACACGUACCCCGUGGCAUACUACGACCCCGAGGGUCUCGAAUCGAUUGAGACGCCCGGAACAUCGCAUAUUGUCACUGCCGACGCCAGUGGCAUGUCUCUGUCGCUUACCACGACCGUCAACCUCCUGUUUGGAUCACGCGUCGUCGUCCCCGAGACGGGUGUCAUCAUGAACGAUGAGAUGAACGACUUCAGCAUUCCCGGCGUGUCCAAUGCCUUUGGCUACAUCCCCAGUGAGGCUAAUUUCAUCCGCCCCGGCAAGCGCCCCCUCUCAUCCAUCUCCCCCGUCAUACUCGAGUCUCCCGAGGGCGAACUGUACUUCAGCAUCGGUGCCGCCGGAGGUAGCCGCAUCACCACGGCCACGGUCCAGAACAUCCUCCAUGUCAUUGAUGGCGAUCUUACCGUUGCCGAGGCGCUCGCAAAGCCCCGCCUGCACGACCAGCUCUCGCCAAGCCAGGUGGAGUUUGAGUACAGCUACGACAACAGCACUGUCGCCUUUCUCAAGAGCCUGGGUGCCAAUGUCACUUGGACGGCGCCGGGAAAGAGUACCGCCCAGGGUCUGCGCAGGCUCAAGGGUGGUGUGUUUGAGGCGGCCGGGGAGCCUAGGCAGUUGAAUUCGGGGGGUGUUACUGUUUAG